Molecule: messenger RNA, 2513 nt
Organism: Folsomia candida
Lineage: Eukaryota; Metazoa; Arthropoda; Collembola; Entomobryomorpha; Isotomidae
Exons: 6
Coding region: 346-2151 (601 amino acids)
Molecular function (GO): protein binding
Source: RefSeq, a predicted model, not a curated record
AGCGCCGAUUGUGUUUUUUAUGGUCCUUGAGACGGACAGGCGAGCAAGAGCCAGUAAUUAAUUUUCCACGGAAUUUUAAUUAUUUGCACGUCCGAAUUGACCUUUAAGUUGAACUUUAAUUAUUAAAUAGCUAAUUGUUCUACCUAACCUCUUUUUUGACACGGGCACUUGUCACACGUUUAAUUUUCUGUCCGUCCACUUUUCCCAUUUUUUUAUUCCAUUUGACUAAUUAGUUGGGUAAAUCUUAUAAUAAUACACGACAUUUUUUUCAAAGUUCGACAUAAAAUUUUUGAAAGUAGCAAGGGCGAAAUUCGUUCAUACUUUUAGAGGAUUUUAGCUAUUAAAAUGCCACGCCCACCCCGAAAGCGAGGCCGAUUCAACGUCUUUGAAACAUUGUACAAGGAGUACGUCGCUGGAAGGAAUGUCGACACGACGAUAAUGGUUGGGAAGGAAAAGUUGAAUGUUCAUCGAAACGCGUUGGUCGGAGUUUCCAAGGAAUUCAAAAAGAAGUUGAACAAGCAACGUGGCGAUGGUGGUAGGGGCCAGCAGAGCUUGAUAACUUUGCCGGAGGGGACGUCGCUGGAAGCGGCAAAGGCUUUCAUUAAAGUUCUGUACUUGAAGGACGAAUCCCUGGAAAUCGGUGUAGUCAUGGAUGUAGUGUAUUUGUGCGACAAAUAUCUUGUCGAACAACGACUCGAUGAGGUCAUCUCGACCGUGAUUAGAACGAUUCACGUGGAUAAUUGUCUGGCAGUUUGUGAAGGCAGUGUGCACCUGUCAAGGUGUCAGAGACUGUUUGAUGCAGCAUGGAAAUGUUUUAUUCGAAACUUUGACGAAUUGCUGGGGGAGUUUGGAACCAAGUUAAGCUCAAAGUUAUGGGAGAAAAUUCUUCACCUGGAAGGAGAAGAUGUAGAGAUUUCGGAGAUAUUCUUGUUUGAAGAACUUUUAAAAUGGCGAGACAGCUACGAAUCUCGACAGGAAGAGUUUCAACGGCUUUUGGCUCUGGUUCGAUUUCCAUUAAUGGACCUGGAAACAAUUAUGCAUGUCGUAGAACCUGCUGGAGUCUUGUCAGAUAAAGAUUUGAUGGACAUUUCUGCAUAUAUUGUUGGUGGUGGGCCGAAAGGGAAACGCAUCCCGAGAUUCGUCACGCAUUCGCGGAAAUACAAGUUCGUUACGGGUUUAGCUAACUUACAACAUACGUUGGACGAGGCGAAACCCUACGAUUUGAUUAAGCUCGGACCGGGCAUCUUUAGAACGUACUCGACUCUUGUAAUUCCAGAGAAGGUGACUAUCAAGGGAGCCGGCCCGUCCACCGUUAUAGCGGGAGGUUACCCAGACUUCAACAUUGAAAUUCUGAAUGAAGGACCGGAUGACAUUCACAUUUCGGAUCUGCAGAUCGUUCGGAAUUCAUCCAAUCAACAGGAAGGAGGAGGAGUUGGGUAUCCAAUCAAUUCUGGUAUCUCACUCUGGGGAGCAAGGAAUAUCGCGAAAAACAUCACCUUUCAAGAAUGUGCCUUAAUCGUGGGAGGACGGAACUGCAAAAUCGACGAGGUCACUUGCAAUGGUGGCCCGGUUGGAAUCUGUGUCAUGCAUCAAGGCUACAACGCUUUGUCUAACCUGACGUUCCGAAAUCUCGCCUUUGGAUUGUACGUUUCUCACGACAGUGGUGGAAAUGUAAUUGAUAACAUUUCCUGUCAUAACGUCGACAUCGGAGUCACCUUGGAGACAAAUAAUAACUCUUUAGCCAACUUAAUCUAUAACUUUUCAAGAUUCGGGGUACGAGCAGACAGGAAAGGUGUCCAAGUAUUGGGAGGUUCUUGGAACCGACUAAAGAACUUGCAAUGUAGGGGUUAUCAAGAGUUGCUGAUGGGUGGGAAUAAUGGUCCUGCUGAACCAGUGGACAUGGAAGACGUUUUCGCCAUGGUCAUAGAAUCUCAGGGGACUCCAGACCCAGAAUAUAACCAAGUCGAUCGAUGCGUCGGUGGUCCGGUGAAAUUGAGCGGAGUAAAUAACACGUUGACCAAUGUUGACGCCGGGAACCUGUUUCUGAUUUCUGGAGUACGCCAUAAGCUUGGACACUGUUUGGCUGAAAAAUAUUUCGAGUCGGAUGAUUCGACUGAUGUAGACAUGACCGAUUGCGAUUUAUCCCUUUAAACAAAUCUGGCUGUUAAAAGUAUUUAUUUCCACUGAUUGAUGAUUGAUUCAUGAACAUCUUUUGCUUAGUUUAUUUAUUUUUAUAUUUAUAUGACCUCAUUGUGUACUUCUACGUGAUUUCCAGUAUUCUGGACUAAAUUAAGUAAUAAUUGAUAGUUUGUAAAAUUCUAUUAGUAUGCUUAGUAUAAAAUGGACUAUGUUUAUGGUCCUUAAAAAUAGUAAUAUCUAUUAGUUGAUGAGAAGUUAAACUUGCAAAAUAUCACUUGUAGCUUUUGUUGUUUCUAUUUGUUGGAAUAAGUUGCAGCUUGUUUUGUUCACAGAGUUCUCUAAUAAAUACAUACCAAAAUAAUCUCGGUAUUCUU